UGUCCCCGUUGCAGCUGCAUCCAUUUUCAGAAAUUCUUAGCACCCAAAUCGAUUUUUUCGCCUUUGGUAUCUGAUAUUAUAUGUAAUAUCAACCGGAUCAAUGGAGUCGCGAGGUGAUAAUUGCGGGUUCUCUCGUUCAGCAGAUGGUUCCGACGGAAAUGGGGAUCGAGAUGGUGGAUCAUCGGUUAUGAGCGGGAAUUUUUUCUUGGAUUAUGUCGGGGAAGUUAUUCUCACUCAAAAUUCAAAUGGGUUGUCAUGGAAGUCGUUGGAUUCUUCGGAUAAUUUACUGUUCGUUGGACAGGAGGGAUCGACCUGUUUGGGAAUUGGAGCUUCCCAGAAUGUCGAAACUGAGAUGAACUUCUCUGAUAUUUACGCUGUGGAGUUUGCGAGCUAUGGUUCUCUGCAUUGUUCAAAGUCAAGCCUUAGAAAUGCCAAAGAACGUUUUCCAGGACGCCGGCUGCAUACUCAAGAGAUGUACCGGUUUACUGUGCACGGGUUGCAAAAAUCAGUAAAAGAACCUUGCCUUUGGAAACUUGCUGGAUAUACUUUUGGUCAUGUGGACUUACAGACCUGCCAGAUGUGGAUGGAUUGGCUGAACUACUUUUUGAUCAAGCAAGUAGGAAGACCAAGAAAUCUUUUGGUAUUUGUUCAUCCAAGAAGUGGCAAAGGAAAUGGCUGCAAGACCUGGGAAUCUGUUAGCCUGAUUUUCGCUCGUGCUAAAGUCAAAACAAAGGUGAUUGUAACAGAAAGAGCAGGACAUGCAUUUGACGUAAUGGCAUGUAUCAGUAAAGAAGAACUUCACUCAUAUGAUGGCGUCAUAGCUGUUGGGGGUGAUGGUUUCUUCAAUGAAAUCUUUAAUGGGUAUCUUUUGUCAAGACUUAAAGUGCCUCUACCACCGACUCCUUCGGAUUCCUUCCAUUCCAUUCAAAGUAGAGGGAGUUCUUCUGUUCCUGAAUCUGGAGAUGAAGUUCUUGAGACCAAUCAAAAGGAAGACCAUCCUCUCCUCCCAGGUUUAGUUCAAAAUGUGUCAAACGUCACUGAUUUCAGGACAGUCAAUGGCUCAUGUGAAGAGAAUGAAGAUACCGAGCAUCUCUUCAAUGGUGAAAGGCUUCGAUUUGGUCUCAUCCCAGCAGGUUCAACUGAUGCAGUAGUUAUGUGUACCACUGGAGCUCGUGAUCCCAUAACAUCAGCACUCCACAUUGUUCUCGGCAGAGAGGUCAACCUUGAUGCAGUUCAGGUAGUGCGGUGGAAAACGACUUCCUCUUCGCCAAUGGAACCUUUUAUUCGCUAUGCAGCAUCAUUUGCCGGAUACGGGUUUUAUGGGGAUGUCAUUUCGGAGAGCGAAAAAUAUCGCUGGAUGGGUCCUAACCGCUACGAUUAUGUUGGAACUAAAGUAUUCUUGAAACACAGAUCGUACGAGGCAGAGGUGGCAUAUGAAGAAGUUGAAACAGAGAAUGCGAAAUCACCUCCUCAGAAUGGCAAUCUGCGUACUAAGACGUGGCCAUUUCGGAACUCUAUAAAGUCGGAGAGAAUACUAUGCCGGGCAGGAUGCAGCAUCUGUAAUAGUAAAGACGAUAAUACGUUGUUGAGGAAUUAUUCAUGUCCCGAAGGAACGAAAUGGUCGAGAUCUAGAGGGCGGUUUCUCAGUAUAGGUGCUGCAGUAAUAUCAAACCGAAACGAAAGAGCGCCCGAUGGUCUGGUCGCUGAUGCACACCUUUCGGAUGGUUUUGUUCACCUCAUACUCAUCAGAGAUUGCUCUCGUCCUAAGUAUCUCUGGCACCUAACCGAGCUUGCGAAAAGAGGCGGUGACCCUUUGAACUUCGAGUUUGUGGAGUACCAUAAGACCCGAGCUUUCACGUUUAGAUCGGUCGGGAGCGAGAGCGUGUGGAACUUGGACGGGGAGAUGUUGCAGGCUCACCAGUUAUCAGCACAAGUCUUGCGCGGUCUCAUUCCGUUAUUUGCAUCUGGUCCCGAGGUAUAAUGACAGAAAUUAUGUCCCAGGAAACUGCAGAGAGAGCAUCAUCAUAUCAAAUGAAGCAUAUAUAUACGUAACGUAACUUCGACAUGUGAUAUCUGUCCCAUUAAUACAUCUUCUCCAUAUUCAUCGCGUAAAUUGUCUGAACCAAUAUGUAUGUAUGUAUGCAUGUGAGGUUAACCCAUUUUUUGUAACAGAUUUUGAAUUGGACAUUUUGUCGCCAUAGAUUUGGGGUAUAUGACAAUGACAUUGGGGACUUUGGAAGCAUUUCAUUUUU
Molecule: messenger RNA, 2252 nt
Organism: Tarenaya hassleriana
Lineage: Eukaryota; Viridiplantae; Streptophyta; Magnoliopsida; Brassicales; Cleomaceae
Product: ceramide kinase
Exons: 13
Coding region: 101-1981 (626 amino acids)
Molecular function (GO): kinase activity
Source: RefSeq, a predicted model, not a curated record